This is a messenger RNA of Chlamydomonas reinhardtii, 1812 nucleotides long. RefSeq lists its product as uncharacterized. The coding region runs from base 90 to 1085 and encodes 331 amino acids. Lineage: Eukaryota; Viridiplantae; Chlorophyta; Chlorophyceae; Chlamydomonadales; Chlamydomonadaceae. The transcript has 4 exons. The record is from RefSeq and is a predicted model, not a curated record.
CACCACCAACUCAGCGUCAACGCCGACCUACAUUCAUACGUAUUGCUGUUUUCUACUCACUUUGCAAGGCCCACCUUUAGGAUAGCACCAUGGGCGCACCGGAUAAAUUAUCCGCCUUAGCAGCUCUCAAAGCUCGAAGACAACAGGCGUCAACGAUAGCCGGAGAACCCAAUGCCGCGGGAACAUCGGGGAGUCCCGCGACGGGCACGGCUGCGGCAGGCAUCGACAGCGCCGCUGCAUCUACAGCAGUAGCAACAUCAACGCCAGGCCCUGCGACGGCAGUAGCAGCAGCAGGGCCAGGCCCGCGCUCCUCGGCGCCCACACGGACGGCCGGAGGACCCCUUGCACGAGCCCCCAGCUCCAGCUCCAGCACCCGCACCAGUGCUGCAGCCAGCGCCAUCCCAAGCGGCAGUAGCGGCCUUGGCUCCAGCGCGGCCCCUCGAGCCGCAGGCGGCGCGACCGGCGGCAGCAGCAGCGGCCGCCUAAGCAGCAGCAACACGCCGCCGCCGCCGCCGCCUCCAGGAGACGACGGCGGCGACGAACCGCUCCCCAUGCGCACUGUGGAGGCGUUCGCCUGGGUGUGUGGCGUGUGCGAGCGGGAGUGCGUGCCGGUGCGCAGCGAGUCGCGCUGCCUGUGCGGGCACCGGCUGCGGGAGCACGGGCCCGCCAGCACGGCCGCCGCCUCGCGCUGCCGCUCCGCCAAGUGCGGCUGCGUGGGUUUCUUCUACGUGGUGGCGGAGGGGUCCUGGGUGCUGCGGUGCAGGUGCAAACACAAGCACACGGAGCACAACGCCGCGCACCCCGCCCGCGGCUGCGCCAAGCCCGGCUGCGGCUGCGGCUCCUUCGACAGCCCCUGGGUGUGCAACUGCGACCACCCCUGGGCGGCGCACAGGCAGGUCGUCACCAACAAACAGGUGGUGGCGGUGCGGGACCUGCUGGGCGGCCUGUCGCUGGCGGAGGCGCCGGGCGCUGCGGGUGGCGGCGGCGGCGGCGGCGGCGGGCUAGGCGGGCCGGCGGCGGAGGUGAACAACUAUGACGGCCUGAAGCGGGGGCAGCUGGGGCCGGAGGCGUUUGGGCACAUGUAGGGUGCGGCUGUGUGUGUGUGUGUGCGUGUGUGUGUGUGUGUGUGUGUGUAUGUGUGUGUGUGUGUGUGUGUGUGUGUGUGUGUGUGUGUGUGUGUGUGUGUGUGUGUGUGUGUGUGUGUGUGUGCGCAGGGUGUGACUUCAUUGCUGCAACUUGGACUUUGACCAUGACAUCGAAUGUGUGUGUGCUGUGCGAUUUGUGUGUGUGUGUGUGUGUGUGUGUGUGUGUGUGUUAUAACCAAAACAAAUCGCCCGAGGUUGUGCAUGUGUGUGUAUAUGUGUAUGUGUGUGUGUGUGACUGUGACUGUGACUGUGACUGUGUAUGUGCAAGCGUGUACGUAUGUAUGCACGAGGACGGCGAGUGCGGAACUUGGAAACCGAAUCCGGAGUCCUGAAGGGCGGGGGCGGGGCGUGCUGAGCAGUAAGGGCGGAAGGAAUAAAGCUUCCUCAGCAGCAUGCAUUGAUGCAUUAGAGUUGGGUGUCUUGAGAUUCCAUAGCCAGCACGCCGCACGGGGGGCACAGGGGUGCUGCGCCUGCUGCUGCGUUCCUUCACCUAGCACGUGUGCCAAUAAUAUAUGUCUCACAUGCAUCACCAUCGCCGCAUAUUGUAUAGAAGACGGCUUACGUGGGUAGGGCCGCCGGCAACGUGCCGCCGGCCCCAGCAGACAUGCCGCACAACAGCAUUUAUUGGUAGCGCGAAGGUGAACUUGUUAAGCAAGCUUAAGGCCUG